AUGGAGGCAGAUCAAGAUCCAUCAAACCUCCACCUCCAUGACGAUACUCUCACCCAACAGAUUGAUCGAUUCAUCUCUUCCCAUGAUCCGCCUGAUCACAUAUUGGAAUCCGUUCAAUGUUUUUCCCUUCUUUUUGAUGAAGAGGUCGUUCAAUACGAAUCAGGUACCAAGAAAUGGACUCUCCAUGAAACCUCUUCUUUUCUAGUUUCCGUUGAACGCACAUCCAAGCUUCUCCAUUCUCUCUCCAGAUUUCAAUCUCAAGACGAUUACGCCGCUGCCAUAAACCAGAUCAGUGGUAUUCAUCAACGUGCCAUGUCGUUUAUGGAGGACGAAUUCAAGUCCAUUCUCGAUGAUUACCAGACUUCACACGAUCGAGAUCAAAAGAAUCUUGAUGAAGCAGCCUCGUCUCCAUCCGAUGAUCAACCUCAACCGGAUGAUCAACCCGUCGAUGAUAAUUCUAAAGAUAAUUUUCUAGGAUAUUCAGACGACAUGAUAUCAAAUCUCAAGAAAUUAGCCAAGGGAUUGAUAGGAGGAGGUCACCAGACAGAGUGUAGCGAAUUAUAUUUCUUUGUUCGAAGAAAUGCAAUCGAACACAACUUGAAGCUUUUACCCUUUGAAAAGUUUUCAAUCGACGAAAUGCAGAAGAUGCAGUGGGAGCCUAUAGAGAAAGAGGUUUCUGCAUGGACGAAGAUGUUCAAAGACUUUACAACCUCGCUCCUCCCUAGCGAGCGGAGGCUGGUAGACGCCGUCUUCUCCUCCUCCUCCUCCGCAAUCUCCGACAGCUUAUUUGGUAACCUAGCACGAAUUGUCCUAUUUUACUUUCUCACUUUUGCGGAAGGCGUCAUGAUGACGAAGCGAGCCGCUGAGAAACUGUUCAAGUUUCUCGACAUUUACGAGGCAUUAAGAGACAGCAUUCCACAAGUGGAGAAAUAUCUUUCUGAUGACUGGUUACUCCAACUCAGAUCCGUUGCCUCGUUGAUUAAUAACAUGCUAGGGGAUGCUAUUUUCACCAUUUUCGGAGAGCUUGAGAACUCGAUCAAAGCAGAUACAGGCAAAACGCCGGUUCCUGGCGGAGCAGUACAUCCUCUAACUCGCUACACCAUGAAUUAUCUGAAACUAGCCUGCGAGUACAGGGACACAUUGCAGCAAGUAUUCAGAGAGCAUAAAAAGAUCAUAGAUCGAGCGGACUCGGCCACAGGUUCGGAUUGGGAUCCGAGUUCUGAAGAGGUAACACAGAACGUUGAUGAGGAUCAUGGAUCGUCAUUCCAAUUGCAAUUGGGCAGAGUGAUGGAUCUGUUGGAUGCAAACCUGGAAGCAAAAUCAAAGCUGUACAAAGAUCCGUCGUUGAGCUUGAUUUUCCUGAUGAACAACGGACGAUACAUAUUACAGAAGACAAAAGGAACGGGGGAGAUGAGGAGCUUGAUGGGAGAUCCAUGGGUGAGGAAACGGUCGUCGGAUCUGAGGAGUUACCACACCAACUACAAGAGAGAAACAUGGACAAAGCUGUUGCAGUGUCUGAGUCAUGAAGGAUUGAGCGUGAACGGGAAGGUGAUGAAGCCGGUGCUGAAGGAGAGAUUCAAGAGUUUCAACGCGAUGUUCGACGAAAUACAUAGAACACAAAGCACAUGGGUGGUGAGUGAUGAACAGCUUCAGUCAGAACUGAGGGUGUCCAUAUCGGCGAUAGUAAUUCCGGCGUAUAGGUCGUUCAUGGGGAGGUUCAGUCAAGUGUUUACUCCGGGAAGGCAAACGGAGAAGUACAUAAAAUAUCAGCCGGAAGAUAUAGAAACAUGCAUCGAAGAGCUGUUUGAUGGGAAUGCAGCUCAGCAAGGCAAGAAGAGAUGAUAAAAUUAAAUACCAAACACCAAC
Messenger RNA from Cynara cardunculus var. scolymus (artichoke), 1866 nucleotides. Its product is annotated as exocyst complex component EXO70B1. Gene Ontology annotation, cellular component: exocyst. The record is from RefSeq and is a predicted model, not a curated record. NCBI's taxonomy places the organism in Eukaryota, Viridiplantae, Streptophyta, Magnoliopsida, Asterales, Asteraceae. Gene Ontology annotation, molecular function: phosphatidylinositol-4,5-bisphosphate binding. The transcript has a single exon. The coding region runs from base 1 to 1842 and encodes 613 amino acids. Gene Ontology annotation, biological process: exocytosis.